Molecule: messenger RNA, 4775 nt
Organism: Penicillium brasilianum
Lineage: Eukaryota; Fungi; Ascomycota; Eurotiomycetes; Eurotiales; Aspergillaceae
Source: the annotation of a GenBank genome assembly
AGAGUUCCGUACGGAGUAUCCCACGCGUCCUUGUUGCUUAGCGCGCUGUUUUCUUCGGCCCUCCUACUUUUUCCUAUCGAUCAAGAGAAACCAGUUUACUCUCCUCCUCACCUUUACCUAGCAUCCAUCCGCCUGUCUGCUUCCCGGAAGUAGAAGCAACAAUCUUGGCCACAACGGAAAAGCUUGGAACGACUCGCGCGGCAUCACACGUCAACGAAUAUGGGAUGGUGUCUUUGACUUCAGUCAUACCUUUCUAGAUAAUCUUGUCUACGGAAAGCCUCAUAUCGUACCGGCUUUCCCUGCGCACCUUCCGCGCUCCGGUUUCAUUUCAAGAUGUCAAAUCAACCGCCUCCCCAAUUUGGUGGCCACCCAAGCUACGCGCAACAAUGGCCGCUGCCAUUUCCCUCGAUGAUACCCUCAAACUUUGCAUCGAACUCGGAAUCACAAGCUGCAGGACCACCCCCCUUACUCGAUACUUCGCAAGCUUUUGAGUAUAGCCUUGGCAGCACCAAUGCAAACUCGCGCCUCCUAGCUCAGGGCAACUCUGGCGACCCGAGCAUCUUUCUACCUCCUCAGUUCCCAUUCAUGGGCCAGAUUGACCUAUCUCAGUUUGUACCGCCGUUCCCCCAAAUGCCUCUUCCCCCAUUCGGGUUUCCACCCAUGCCAGCGCCGCCAGGGUCCUCCACCAUUCGACCAGUGUCCAUGAAAUCUCAAGGAGCCGUCGCAACCAACCCGUCCAGUUCUCAGAGUCGAGUCAGAGACGUUCAGAGCUCAUCGAGCUCGAAUCGCGAAGAGGGUGAAGUUAGCGAAGGCGAGAUCGGGCAACAUGUCAAUGGUACAAAAACUAAGGCGAGCCGCGCAUCUGCUGCUCUACCCGCGAGCUUCGAAGAGGGCGAGACAUUCUCUUCACAGUCAUCCGCUUCGACCAGAAGUAGCUCGCCCUAUAAUCCCCCUCUGUCGGUUUCUGCGGACGCAGAAGUGGUCAAUCGCGCAAUAGAGCUGCAGAAGCAGAAUGCAACGACACCAAAGUUGGAUAGUUCGCCACCUUCCAAAUCUGCGGCGCAGCUCCGUGUUCAAGCUCAGGGGGCUCUGCUCAGCCUAGCGCCUCACAACAUUCGGUAUAACGAGUUGGUGGCCGAGGGUAUCAAUCCAGCUGUCUUGAAACAACUAUAUGAAGAGGUCGGUAUCAGAGUCGCGACUCCCCGGCCUGUAAAUCCGGCAACGGUGGCGCCGGCUGAGAAAAUUGCGAAGCCCGAACUUCCUGUGCAAGUCCACAGACCAAAAGAGACGACUCAACCCGACAAGAACAAGAUCCCACAACUGCCUGCUGCCAGCGCUACGCCUUCUGAUUCUGGCAAGCCCUUGGAAAGAAAGGAGCUCAUUGCUCAAAUGCUUGCUGCUAAAGCUGCAAAGGCUUCUCAGCCCACCACGCCUAAGGAAGUUUCAGAAGGAAGUCAACCACCGGCAGCUGCACCCAGUCCAUCGACUACCCCUUCCAGUGAGAAGACCAAGGAGAAUGGAGCGCCUCUAAAGGAGAAAAACAAGGCUCAAACAGAGUUAGCUCGUCAGCGAAUUGAGGCUCUCAAGAAACAAGCAUUGUUGAAAAGUCAACAAAAGGCUCAACUGCUUAGCCAGGCUUCCCAAGAGGAGAAGCCUCUGAUGUCUACGGGUCCUUCUCUACCGGCAGUCCAUCAUCCCCUUCCUGUCCGCCCACCUGCUCCACAUCCUUCUGAAUCGGCUGGAAUUCCAGGUCUUUCUUUGACGGAAUUAAAUCCAGAGGUAGAAUCUCAAUCUUCCAGCGGAGGAUCAUCGGGUAUUGCAGUUGACUCAACUCCAUUAGCCAGGGCCAACCAGCGCAAACGGCCCCGAGCGUCUGACUUUGAUGAUGCAGGCGCCAUCUCAAAGAAGCAUUACCAAGUGCCCGCACCGUAUAUGAGUCGCGAUUCAGAUAAACUUAUCAUUCAUAUCAGUGACGACGAAUCUCUAUACGGAGAUGACGAAGGCGAGGAUAUGGAUGUAGAUUCUAGUCCGGACCAAGAUUCCGCACUUGCGACUAUCAGCACGCCUCUUGAAGUUCCUCGACUUCAACUUCAGAAAUCCGUCCCAGGUACAAGGGCUUCUACCUCUACCCCGCAAGCCCCAACACGUCCCAGCGAUCAAGAGCAAAUGCGCCAGAAGAAUCUUGAAAUUCAAGCUCUACAUCGCAAGAUUGCCGAGAUGGAGGAGCGACGAAAAGCAAAGCUUGCGGCGAGCCGCACUCAAUCUCCACGCAUUUUGGAAGAUUCGGCUCCUGCAUCUGCAGAUCUUGUCGGGACACCACCAGCACCCCCAGCCACCGAUGUCAGGGAAGCAAAGGAGCCAAAUACUACACCCAGGGUAGCCCUUGGCGUUCGACUCAACGUGAUUGAUUCUUUCAGUCCUUCGUCAAUAAGAAUCUUGGCUUCAAUGAAAAGCGCACAGUUAAAUAGUCUCAGAUGCAAGAUUUUGCGCAUCGGGGAGAUCGAGCAGGGCCUUUCCGACUUGGAUGCUGAAACUGCGUUCUCCGACUCCGACCUUGUCUCGUGCAAGGAAGAAGCUGACAGGUUCUUGUGUGGUAUUACCGACGAGAAGGAGGCACGAAUGCAACUCAUUGAUGAACUGAAGAAUUUGAGCUACGACUUAAACGGAUUGACCAUGGCGGACAUGGACGAACUUUGUCGACAGGCGGCGUCGAGGCAGCAACACCUUGCCGCACGAGAAGCAACCACACAGUCAGUCGCAGAUUCAGAGGACAUCGUGAUUCCAGAUGCGGAUGCCCCAGUAGCUGCCAAAGAAGAAGUCGCAGCUGUCUUGGCCUCUCAUUCUUCUGAAUCGGAUUUUUAUGCUGAUGAGCCUACAAAUGUUGAUACCGUGAAGGGCCUGAAUGAGGCCCCAGCACCUGCUCAACCCGAUGCCACCUGUUCUGUCCUGGAUGAGUCUGAGGAUCAUUCUAGCUCGGACGAUUCUAGUUCUAGCGACUCUGAUUCCGGCGGCUCUGGCUCUGACGACUCUGUUUCUGUUUCUGGCGAAUCUCGUUCCCACGAAGAUUCAGCUAGUGAAGAAGAAGUUGAGGCGUCAGAUGCCGAGGCCAUAGUGGACACGGCUCAGACAGUGGACGAUGACCAGAUGCAAAUCGACAUCACAGAUCAUCCUGUGCCUGACCGCCCACCCGUUCAUGCGAUUGAAAAGGAAGCUGGAGAUGUCGAAGACGACGCCCACGACAUUGAUGAGGAGGAACCCGAAAGCGAAUCCGAAAGCGAAUCCAAAGGCGAAGCUAAAGCCAAAGCUGAAGCCGAAGCUGAAGACGGGCCUGAAGACGAGGAAGACGAGGAAGACGAAUACGAACCUACUGACCACAAUGACCAGGAGGGGGACUUGUCCGAUGCCGAAUCUUCUGCUGAGUCGGAAGCUUAUGAACCUCCAGAGCCGGAAACUGGCGCGGAAUCGCCUCGCUCGACCUACAGCCCUCCGCCCCCUGCUUCCCUGGAAGAUACUGCAGAUUUGCAGCCUCUGCUUGAUGCGUCUCAAAUUGACAAACCACUAACGGAGACCCCUCGAGUGACCUCUCUAGAGGCAAGGCCAGUAUAUCAGGGGUCGGAUGCGGAUAUCCUUGGUGUUAAAUCUUCGCCCAAAACCUCAGUGCCAAAUUUUUCUCCCUACGUCAGUCCCUUGCGACACUUCAAGGCCUAUCGCUACCACCCUCGCUAUACCGAAGAGGUUUCGGACGGCUACCGUUCGCUGACUUACAGUCAUGACAUUGAUCCGAUGAAACAUCUUUGCCCAUUCGAAUUGGCCGGUGGCGUGUGCAAUGAUCGGUCCUGUGAAUUUCAGCACUUCCGGGACAUGAGUCUAAGCGAUGACAAGAUCCUUAUUCAAAUGGGAUCGGUCCGAGAAGGACAAACCGAAGAAGAAAAAGAAACCUACCUCGCCGGGUUGAAAGAGAUUAUCAACGAGAUGCGGCGUGACAAGGUGAAAGAUUUCAGCACUGUCGCUUCUGAGAUAGCCGCAUACCGUAGGCGCUUUCUUCAAGACCCAUCGCGAGUCUUACCCCUGUAACAUUUCACAAUUCUUCCAUCACACUAUGGCCUCUCAUAAAAUGAGUGAACAUCUUGAAAGGUGAGCUGGCAUUCCUCCUUGCGUUCUGGUGAGCGCAUCCUGCCAACUCGGCCGGCGAGCAAUCGCCAAGCUUUUGUUAUCCAACAUCAACCACUUCUCUUUUGCGAUACCCCCUUCGCAUGUCCCACGGCUGGACUCCGAGGCAUUUCGUUGACUCACUUUCCCUCCACCUUUUUUCUUAUGCAUGCAUUAUUAGCCCGCUCGGCGUUUUCCUGCAUUUGAACCACAGUCCGGCUUUCGAGCAACUGCGGUAAUUUUGACUCGCUCUGGAUCAGCUCCUGAUAUUGGUCGAUUUUUCUGCAUCCUAAGCUUCUGUGGCUCGCGGUGAACCGGCGUUGAGGAUAUAUACAUCUUUUACAGCUGUUGGUCGUAACUUUGCUCUUCAGCUUCGGUGAUUACGAGGAGCCGCGCAACUUACCCGAGCUUCUCAUGACGCUGAUAUGGUUUCCUUAAAUAAAUUUCUUUUCAUUUGGAACGUGGAGGGUGAAUGAGUAUGAUUCGCCGGUCGAUGGAUCCUUUUCCAGCACAUAUUCAUAGCAACAGUGAACAUGUUUUCAAUCUUCAGAACAACCUUCCCUAGUCACCAAAUGCUGUGUACGAGUCAUAAAUCGGACCAGUCCGAAGUUAUGUGACACUGGCCC